Molecule: messenger RNA, 2130 nt
Organism: Porites evermanni
Lineage: Eukaryota; Metazoa; Cnidaria; Anthozoa; Scleractinia; Poritidae
Source: the annotation of a GenBank genome assembly
AUGGCCACUGCCUCUCGUUCAUCCUCCAAUGUGGACGCUAGUCUUACUCGAGUUUUCACCGAAGAACUUUCGUGUCCGAUCUGUCUGGAGGAACUGACAGAACCUAAAUGUCUUCCAGUUUGUGCUCACAACGUCUGCAAGGCUUGUUUAGACAAUAUGGCUCGUAAAAAUAGUGAAAUAAUCCGUUGUCCGACUUGUCGACAGAUUUCCCAUAUCCCUCCCGGAGGGAUAAGUUCUCUGCCGACGAACAAUGUGCUCAUUAAAUUUAUAGAGGUUACACCUGGUCGAAGAGAGCGUCUCAAGAUUCAGAAAUCACUGGAUCACAGCAAACCCGUGGUGGAAGAAAUGCGUAAAAGGCUCACCAUUCUAGAUAGUGCUUUGGAAAGUUUAGAUGAUAAUUGGAAAAAGGCACUGGAAGAGGUGCGCUUCACAAGCAAUACCCUGAUAGAAAUAAUAAGAAGCCAGGAAAGCAAAUAUUUGCAGGAAUUGGAAGAGUUUUACAGCAAGAAACAGAAGUCCCUUCAGAAUCAGAGACAAACCUUGUCUACUCUGACGGCAAAUGCAUCAUCGUGCAUUCAGGCAGCAGACGAAGUCCUUGAAAAAUCAGACCCACAAGAGCUAAAAGAUAUGGAGGAAGUACUGACGCAACAACUCAAAGAGAUUAAACUGAUGAAUUUUGAAGAUAUCAAUGAGAUGAGAAGUAAAUGUGAUGAAAAGCUGGAGUUUUAUCCAAACCAUGAUUUUCAACUUAACCUGGAAAAAUAUCGUAUUGGUCAACUCAAAACGGAAAUAACGCAAAGAAAUCCAAGCAAUUUAGAAUUCUCCACAGAUACUGCUGACAUUAACUCAAUAGGGCGGGUCAUUAAGAAAAUUGGACACAAGGGAACAAGGAAAGGUAAUUUCAAGAACCCUGGGGGCAUAACAUCAAAUGAGAAAGGAGAAAUUGCUGUCACCGAUUACUUUAACAAUCGCGUUGAAGUUUUCAAUGAGAAUGGAAAGUUUUUAUUUAAAUUUGGCAAAAAAGGACAUGACGAAGGGCAACUUUUGGGUCCAACAGGAAUAGCAUACACGAGGAACAACAAACUCAUUGUCUUGGACAGCAGGAAUUACAGAGUACAAAUCUUUGACAAUACUGGCCGCUUCCUCAUGAGUUUUGGCAAAAAAGGAUCAAAUGAGGGCGAACUGGGACAGGCAGAGGGUAUUUCGGUCGAUGACAAUGAUAAUAUUAUUGUCACUGAUACUGAAAACAACCGCGUGCAAAUCUUUCUGCUGGAUGGUACAUUUGUACGUCAAUUUGGUGCGCAUGGCCCGGAGGGGUUUGACAGACCAUUAGGAGCUGUACACCACAAAGGUGAAUUUUACAUUUCUGACAAGGGAAACAACUGCGUGAAAGUAUUUGAUAACAAUGGAAUUUAUGUGCGGCAGUUUGGAAGAGUAGGAAAUGCCACCAGUGAAUUUAGAUGUCCCAGGGGAAUUACUGUUGAUAAGACAAAUGAUCGCAUUUUGGUGUGUGAUAGUGAAAAUCACUGUGUACAUGUUUAUAAGCUAGAUGGUACGUAUGUCACAAAAUUUGAAACAAAAAAGACUCCAGUUGGAAUUGACCUCCUUAAAGGAAGGCAGGUAAUUGUAUCAUCAUACUACGGUCAUUGCUUUCAAAUUCUGUCAUAUUCGUGAUAGGAAGGUUGAUUUUAAUACUUGUUAGUUCAGUUCAGGCAUGUUCCUUUGUCACAUAACUUACAAGGACAUGUAAUACCUGGGUAGUGUAACACAAUACCUGAAGAAAAUGGCAAAGGGAUGCUCAGGUUGUCACGGUUGAGUCCCCAUUGGGGGGGGGGGGGGGGGGGUUGGGCCUUUAUGGGCCGCAAAGGGGGGCGGGGGCCCAAAAUGUUCCCUCAAGGGUAAAAGAAAUUUUCCGUUUUUUUUUUUUUUUUUUAAAAGGCCAGUUAUAAAGGUUUUUUUUUGGUUUUGUAAAGAGGGGGAGGAGGGGGGGGGGGGGGGGGGGGUUACUGCCUAUACUGGCCGACAAGGGGAGCCUGCGCCCAAAUUGCUACCUACAGUGUAAUAGCAAUUUUCCGUUGUUUUUAUAUUCUGUUAAAAGGCCAGUUAUCAAGGUUUUUGUAUAGUUUUGCA